Molecule: messenger RNA, 984 nt
Organism: Trypanosoma conorhini
Lineage: Eukaryota; Euglenozoa; Kinetoplastea; Trypanosomatida; Trypanosomatidae
Product: ABC transporter
Exons: 1
Coding region: 1-984 (327 amino acids)
Biological process (GO): transmembrane transport
Cellular component (GO): plasma membrane
Molecular function (GO): ATP binding; ATP hydrolysis activity; transmembrane transporter activity
Source: RefSeq, a predicted model, not a curated record
AUGAACGAUGGCGCGGGCUGGCGGACUCCCAUUUUCAAUGAGGAGGGUCCAACCGACGAGGGCCGCGGGCAACGUGCCGCCGCAAAUGUGCUUGUGCCGCAGAUGAGUCACAGCCCCGAGGAAGAUGAAAACGCCGUUGUGCUGCGCCUGCGCAAGCUUGAGAAGAGUUACCCCAUUGAAGGUACGGACGACCGCGUGGUUGCGCUGCGCGACGUGAACCUCUGCGAGGGGUGUGGCAGGGACGGGUUUGGCCCGAUCCGCCGUGGCGAGUUUGUUAUGAUUCGUGGCCCCAGCGGCGGGGGCAAGACGACUUUGCUGAGCAUCAUAGGCACCAUCGACUUGCCGACCUCCGGCACCGUCGAGCUCAUGGGGACGGUGGUGAACAGCAGUACUCCCGACAGUGUGCUGGCCGACUUCCGCUUGCGCAAGAUUGGUUUUGUUUUUCAGACGUUUAAUUUGAUUUCUACGAUGACCGCGCUGGAAAACGUGGAGCUCCCCAUGACGCUGCGGGGCGUCUUGUCCAGGAGGGAGCGGCGACUGCGUGCCUCUCGGCUGCUGACCCUCGUGGGGCUGCGCAACCGCCUACACCACCUGCCCUCCGAGCUGAGUGGCGGGGAGCAGCAGCGGGUGACCAUCGCCCGCAGCCUCGCCAACAACCCGCAGCUGCUGCUCCUAGACGAGCCCACCGGGGACCUGGACACGCUGAACACGAUCCAGGUGAUGGACCUGCUGCUGCGCCUCAACCGCAUGACCAAGACGACGUGUAUCAUGGUCACACACAAUUCUGACGUCGAGUGCUACGCGGACCGUAUCCUGUACGUUGCGGAUAGCCGGUUUGUUAAGGAGGUGCGAAACAGCUGCCCGCAGCGUCUCGUGUACGACGCGUAUGUGAAGAGCCUUGAGAGGCGGGAGAACCAGAUGACCACCGUUUUGACCUCGGAGGAAGACGUACUUGAAAUCUCCGACUUGGGGGAAACCGCGUGA